GAAUUUGAUAAUUGAUAUUACUUUACUUUUUUGCAGUAAAUUGAUCAAAUGAGUCGUCCCCAGGAACCACAUCGCCCUUUCUUCUCCUUUGGAAAUCCUUUCCGAAUUUUAUCACCUAAGAGUUCCCAGUUGUCUCCAAGGCUUCGUUCUCAAUUAAAUGCUUUUGAAGAAACUUUGUUGGAGAGGCUGCAAAAGUUGACCCCAAAAGACAAGGAUGAUGUCCUUAGCUUAGCAUGGAUGAAAUUGGCAAUGGAAUCACUAUCUGAGGGUCACAAUGAUGUAAAGAACCUGAUUACUGAGCUUGAGCUUCCUGUGUCUGAUUGGGAUGAGAAAUGGAUUGAUGUGUAUUUGGACAUCAGUGUGAAGUUGUUGGAUAUAUGUAUUGUUUUUAGCUCCGAGCUUACACGGAUCAACCAAGGUAAUCUCUUGCUUCAAUGUCUCUUGCACAAUUUGGAGUCCAACUCACCAGAUCAGUUUACCCGUGCUAGAUCUUCUCUUGAUAGCUGGAGACGGCACAUUAACUCAAAAAACCCUAGAGUUGAAACCUGUAAACCAAUCCUAGACAGCCUUGUGGAAUCAUUGAACUUGCCAAAAGUCAAGAACUCUGCCAAAGGAAAGGUGUUGAUGCAUGCUAUGUAUGGGGCUAAGGUGGAGACUGUAUAUAUCUGUAGUGUCUUUGCUUCAGCUUUCUGUGGUUCUGCUAAGAAUUUGGUAGAGUUGACCAUUCCUGACUCAUUAUCAUGGGCACAAGCUUUCACUAAUUUGCAGACUAACAUGAAUACAGAAAUAAGAAAUAUAUUUUCUCAAGGAGAAGUUACAGUUCUAAAAGAAUUGGGUGCUGUCAAUGCAUGUCUUGAGAAAUUGUAUCCCAUGCUCGAAGAUGAAUUGGUCCCUGUUGACGUUGAAUCAUUUAAAAGCUCUGUUUCAGAUUUGAGAAGGAUGACGGAGAAACUCACUCAAGGGCUAGAUCUACUUACAAAGGAAGUAGAUGGCUUUUUCAAACUAGUAUUGACCGGUCGUGAUGCUUUGCUUUGUAAUCUAAGAGCACCUGGUACUCCCCCAGACACAAUGCUAGGGAGAAAUGUGGAAGGGCAAGCUUUGAGUUAGUACCAGAUAUAUCAACACUUGUGUGCAAAAAUGGUUUAGAUUAGAUAUUGUCGCCUUUUUCUAUUUGGUAUAAAGCAUGCCACCAUUGUUUCUCUCUCUGAAGUGUGUCUUGUGUUAGUUGUAAGGUCUCUUAUGAUACUUUAGUGUAAUGACUAUAUUCUGUUUGUUUUGCACUAUUAUGUCAACUAUAUAUAAAAGGGUCAUGUUCCUCGCAAAUGUUUCAUUAUUGUAAUUAGGUUAAAACUCUUUUUUGGUCUCUGAACUAUUGUAUGGACCCUCGAUUUGGUCCCUGAACUAAAAAAAUCCCUGAUAU
Messenger RNA from Rubroshorea leprosula, 1420 nucleotides. The record is from the annotation of a GenBank genome assembly. Lineage: Eukaryota; Viridiplantae; Streptophyta; Magnoliopsida; Malvales; Dipterocarpaceae.